CAAUUUGCUGUCACUUUGUGUGGAAUUUAAUGCACAAAGACCAACAGGAAUCUUCCAACGUCUUCAUAGAUUACACUUGUUAUGAUGUGAUGCCUUAUUUGAUUUAAUCCAACUUUAUCGAGACUAGUGGACACGAGAGAUCAAGUGCUAGAGAAAAUAGAGACGUGAAAAUUAGCACAAGCUAUUGGGAAGAAAAAAUGCAGUUCUUCAGGAGACUCACAAGGAAGAAAGUAGUUUCCUCUGCCACUGCAGAAAGGAAGAAGAAAGAGCAGGAUUAUUAUUUAAAGAAUGGAAGUGCAGUGCUAGAGGAGCUUCUUGCUUUAUGCGAAGGAAAUUGCAGAAUUCCCAUCCGGUACUUCAGUGUCACCGAGAUAGAAAGGGCAAUAAAGCACUCUGAAAACAAAUUGGAGCUCUCCGAUGGGUAUAUGGUUACGGGAUCAUUGGACAAACGCCUUGUAUUAGUUAGGUUCAACACACAUUGCUUCAAUAUUAUCCACCGAGACAUAGCAGUUACUGCUCAGAUGAGCCAUCUCAAGAAUGUGCUCAGACUUGUCGGUUGCUGUCUAGAGUUUGAAUCACCAGUUAUGGUGUAUGAAUAUGUUGAAGGUAUAUCUCUUAGAGAUCUACUUUUCGAAAAAGGUAAUCAUGAUGAUCAAACUAGAAGAUCAUUAUUAUCUUGGGGAAAUAGAUUACGGAUUGCCAAUCAGGUUGCUUCUGCGGUCGUUUUUCUCCAUACAGAAUUUACUACGCCCAUCAUCCACAGAGAUAUAAAGCCUCACAAAGUGAUAAUAGAUCAGAAUAGCGGUGUUGCCAAAAUGGUGGACUUCUCAUUUUCCAUAUCAUUGCCUCCUGGGAAAAUGGAGGUACAAGCUGGAUUUCCAGGAACAACCGGUUAUAUAGCUCCUGAAUAUGGCCGUCAUGAUAUUGUUACUCAAAAAAUUGACGUCUAUAGCUUCGGGGUUCUUCUCUUUGAGCUAUUAACUGGAGAAAGUGUGCCCGAUAUCAUGGAUAGAAUGGCAAUUCCAAAAGGGUUGAUAUAUCUUGAAAAUCUUUCACCCAACAUCGUCGAUCGCUAUUUUAAAGAGGGUAAUGUAAUAUAUAUAGCGGAUCCCGCCAUUUUAGAAGAGCGUGGAAUUGAGAUUCAACAACAAUUGGAAGACUACUUGGAUCUUGUUAAGAAAUGCACAGCUUACAAGGGAGAAAAUAGACCAUACAUGAUUCAUGUUGCAAAGGAAUUACGCCGAAUUGAGAACUGCUUCCGUGCCCUCACUAUUGGUCAUAUUUAUGUUCGACACAAUAAAUGAGAUCUGCAGACAAUGAAUUAAAAAUAGUUUUCUCAA
Molecule: messenger RNA, 1340 nt
Organism: Lycium barbarum (goji berry)
Lineage: Eukaryota; Viridiplantae; Streptophyta; Magnoliopsida; Solanales; Solanaceae
Product: serine/threonine-protein kinase ZRK1-like
Exons: 1
Coding region: 198-1304 (368 amino acids)
Biological process (GO): protein phosphorylation; cell surface receptor signaling pathway
Cellular component (GO): plasma membrane
Molecular function (GO): protein serine/threonine kinase activity; ATP binding
Source: RefSeq, a predicted model, not a curated record